Messenger RNA from Colletotrichum graminicola M1.001, 240 nucleotides. RefSeq lists its product as uncharacterized. The record is from RefSeq and is a predicted model, not a curated record. The transcript has 2 exons. Bases 1 to 240 code for a protein of 79 amino acids. Lineage: Eukaryota; Fungi; Ascomycota; Sordariomycetes; Glomerellales; Glomerellaceae.
AUGUCUUCCGCCGCGACUCCCCGAUUCUGGGCCGGGCCCCUUCGAUACUGCCGCUGGGCCUCCCGCGAGAAGCCCGCCUACUUCUGGUCCGUCGUCAUCGCCGCCCUUGGCCCCGUCCAGCUUGCCGUCGUCCCUCCCAUCAGGGACUUUCUCGGCGACUACAACGCACCGCCAAUCCCCGUGACGUACCCUGUCCCUGCCGGGCCCAGGAAGCAGCUGUCAGGCUACGAUGACAAAUGA